Messenger RNA from Microtus ochrogaster (prairie vole), 7646 nucleotides. RefSeq names its product zinc finger protein 398-like. Gene Ontology annotation, biological process: regulation of transcription by RNA polymerase II. The record is from RefSeq and is a predicted model, not a curated record. Gene Ontology annotation, cellular component: PcG protein complex; chromatin; transcription regulator complex. Gene Ontology annotation, molecular function: DNA-binding transcription factor activity, RNA polymerase II-specific; RNA polymerase II cis-regulatory region sequence-specific DNA binding. Lineage: Eukaryota; Metazoa; Chordata; Mammalia; Rodentia; Cricetidae.
GAGGCCAGGCUAUCCUGUGUUUCCUCAUUUUGUCUGUCCACUUGAGAGCCCAGCCCUGAAGAGAAAGGCUGACCAGAGGAGCCUGCCAUGGCACCCCUCAGGCUCUCCUGAGUACCCUGGUGGGAUCUGCACUCUCAGGCCUUUCCCUUGUUCCUGACCUGACAUUGGUCCUUCAUUCUGGAAUGGCUUUGGAGAGUUUUAUUGUUUUGUUUUCCACUCAAAUACGAAGAAGUCACCCUUUUGGUGACUGUAGGUGUGUGAUAGGUGCCUCCAUCUCCUGAUUCCUCUCUUUUGGACAUUCCUGACUCGGGAAAGAAUCACCUUUGGCUGGUACUGCAGUCAGUAGGAAUAGAAAGUUUUGUCUCUUCCAGGAUGGGACAAGAGAGACCUUGGGGAGAAGGUUUACAUGGAUGAAAAUCUGCAGUCUACUUGAGAAAAAAAGAGUUCACAGAUGGCUAAGGGAAGGCCCUGGAAAUUUGCAUUUCUCAUUUUUAUUUUUAUUUUUACUUUGUUGCUUUGAGAAUGUUUUUCUUGGAGAUCCAAAGCUGCUGAGGGGCAGGAACUUUGUGCUACCUCCUCCAUUUGGUGCUGACAGGGUGGGAGGGCCUGCUUAGUGUAGACUUGUUUUGGUGGCUUGGCUUGGCUGCUGUUCUGAAAGCAGAGGGCUCAGGUGUGUUGAAUGCUCAGGGUGAUUCUCACUCUCCUGCCUUCCCCUCGUGUGGCAGUUGUGAGGGAAAUGGAAGCUAGGAAUGAGCCCCUCCUCUCAGGUCUCAGGGUUGGUAGUGUGACCCUUUGUGACCUGCAAAAAUGCCUGAUGGAAACUAGAGCAAGCCCAGGAAGCCCCUGCCUGGGGGAACUCUGGGAUGAAGCUAGGGAAUCCUUCCACCCUCUUGAGCCUCAUGUUCCUUGUCUCACAGAACAGCCCAGAUGUCACUGUAGAGUAGUCUGUGUCAGGAGGUGCUAGACAAAUGCCUAUUUUGUCCAUCCUUUUAAGUCUGGGUCUCUUUUCUCUUUGUUGAUUUUGUGCCCUUUCUCCCCAGACAGACUCCUUCAGGAAGAACCUCUUUCUUUUUCCAAGUGGCAGUUCCUUCAGUUUCUAGAAAGACUUUCCAGCCAAGCUGGUACUUGAGGGGCCUUUCAAAAGCACCAGCUGAAGCCCAGGGGUUUGAGGUGACAGUCUCAGACCACAAUGUUUUGGGGAUGGCUGGUUCAUUUUGCCUCUUUGCCACGCCAUGUUGGGUGUGGCCCACACAGCCUGGUAGGUCCCAUCUCUCCUGGUAGUUUGCUCUCUUGUUUGGCACUCAAACACCUGAGCAUAAUCAGGAGGGCUCCUAGAUACCAUCAUCUGGCUGUGCUAUUUUCUGAUGCCGUUCAGACCCUUGCCUCUCAGAAGCCCUGAACAGAUGCCAUCAUUCCUGGGCCAGGGAUAAGUAGACAAGCCGUUGGCAGUUCUGGAUCCUCCAUGCCUGCUCACCCAACUCUUGUCUAAGCCCCUCAAGCAAGAUAACAGCUGUUAGUAAGCGCUCAGACAGGAUGUGUACAGUAUAUCUGUUUCAAGCAUAAUCCUCAACUGCAAAAGCUCAUCCCUGCUGUUCUGGAGGUGCUGGGCUGAGGUUCCUGGGCCUCUUUCCUAAUGUUAAAUGCUCCCUGGAAACAAGUAUUCGACGUUUAAAGCACAAAACAAAUGCUAAGGGUGGGGAAGGUGGGUGCUGUGUAACCUUGGUUGACCUCGGGCUUGAGUGAUUUUCCUGCCUCUACCUCCAGAAGGCUAGGAUUUACUUGCCUGCGCCAUAAUGCCCAAUCGGGCUUACUGCGUUUGUCCUGGAAUUAAUUAAGACACGUUAAAGAGUGUUUUGAGUUAAAAAUGAACUGAACGAAGGCUGCUUGUUGAAGGAGCCCAGCGAUGGUGUCUAGAUUUGAUCCCAGAGUCUUCUGGCUCCCUCACUUAUUAAAACAAAGAAAUGGUUGGCCUAUAUGGCUCUAAGAACUAUGAUGGUGGCAAUCUUAGCCUAAUUGGUGCUCUAUAAACACGUUUGAAUAACUACGUGCUUGUGGCCUAGUUUGUACUGGGUAGUCUGAGCUGAUGAUCGCAGUGGUUCGCUUGGCUCCUCGACGCAGGUGGAGCUCUUAGGAGAAGGGAGCCAGACACCUGGCGCUUACACCUGCGGGGUGGAGACAACGCGCCCGCACGCUGCGGGCUGGUGCUUCGGCUCAAUGGAGUCUGAGCUCUGUUCGGCCAGGAGGCGGGACCUCCAUUUCUAGCCAAUGAGAAACCUGCUUUCGGAGGGUGGGGCCUGCGAUCCAGCCGCGGGAGCAGUGGAGGAGCAGCUGAGACACCGCUAGCUCACGUCUCUGUACGUUCUGUCCCGAGGCUAUUUGCCCCGGACGGUCGUCCGAGUCUGUUGCGUGUGGGCAAAAAGGACCGUCGGUAGGGAAUAUCGCAGCGGCAACUCUGAGACGAGGCAGGAUCGCGCGCAGCCAUGACCGAGGCGGCUGCUGCUCCGGACUGGCAUGUGGGGACUGGCCUCCAACAACAGGCCCAGAUCCAGUCUGCGGAGAUCUCCCUUUUAGCCAUCCUGGCUGCUGUUCAGGCGGUGGAGAAGAAAACAGAGUCCCAGGCUGUCCAUCUUCAAAGCCUGGAAAUACGAACAGGGUCAGCUGAGAAGAGGCUGGCUGACUUUGAGAAGACAGCCAUGGAGCUCAGCAGCCAGCUGGAGGGCAAGUGGGCCGUGCUGGGGACCCUGCUGCAGGAGUAUGGGCUGCUGCAGCGGCGGCUGGAGAACCUGGAGAACCAGAUGCAAACCCAGAACUCCUGGGUCCUGAGGCUGCCCGCUAGCAGCAAGGAUGAAGCCCCCAAGGUUUCUAUAACUACUGAAGAGGUGGCUGAGUGUUUCCCUGAGCAACAGGAAGGCGGCCCGGAAGACUGGCAGAAAGAGCUCUGCAAGGACGUAGCAAAAGAGAGCCGUGAGGCGCUGGGUGCUCUGGAACCAGGCCAGCUGGAAUCCCCCCACAGUGUUCUCCCCUGGAUCAAGCAAGAGGAAGAGGCAUAUGAGAAGAGUCUGCGAGAGACAACCAGUGCCUAUCUGUGCUCAGAAACCUGGCUAGCUAACAAGAAAAGGAUCCUGGAAGGAGAGUCCGUGCUACCAGACCCAGCGUGGGCAACUGAAGGGAGCUCCAGCAAGGAGGACUCUGAGAGGAGAACCUGUGGGGACCUGCUCCCCUUUUCCAGAGAGAGAGAGGUGGCCUCCCUCCCCCGAGGCUCUCAGAGUCAGCCUGUGCCAGCUCCUGAGGGCACUGAGAAUGGCCAGGACUUCAUUGUCAAAGAGCUCAGCACUCAGCAUGCGCACCCACACCAUGGAUCUCCACCCUUUGCCAGUCUCCAGUGCCCCCAGAAUGCCACACAGCAGGUAACUCUCACCAGGAACCGUCGUGCAUCCACAGCCCAGCGUGCCUACACCUGUGUCCAGUGUGGCAAGAGCUUCGUCCACCAGUCAACACUUACCACGCACUACCGCACACACACUGGGGAGAAGCCUUAUAAAUGCGCUGAGUGUGAAAAGCGGUUUGGCCGCCUGUCCACACUGCUGGAGCACCAGCGCACCCACACGGGAGAGCGGCCCUUCCCAUGUGCACAGUGUGGCCGUCGUUUUGGGCGCCUGUCCACACUGGUGGAACAUCGGCGCACACACACGGGUGAGAAACCAUUUCCAUGCACCCAAUGUGACAAGCGUUUCACACGCCUGGCCAAUUUGACAGUGCACCAGAGUGUGCACUCUGGUGAGCAUGCUUUCCAGUGCACCCAGUGUGGCUCCUGCUUCACGCACAAACCUAGUUUCCUACGGCACCUGCGCAGCCACUCUCAGGAGAAGCGUUUUACCUGUGGCCAAUGUGGCAAGAGCUUCACCUGUCGCUCCUGGCUGGUGCGCCACCAGGGCAGUCAUGCCCGCUCAGCCUCCUCUGCUUACGUGGCUGGUGAGAAGAGCUCACCAAGCUUUGAGUCACCUACAAGUCUCCUUAAGGGUGCAGCUAGGGGAAAGUUUUCCAGUGACCCUUCUAUCCCCCCCAGAUCCAAGGAUACUAAGGCCAAUCAGGACCAUAAGGCCUAUGGCAGAGGUCAGCAGCUCAGCGACCAUGGUCAGGAAGGUCUGGUGGGAUCUCUGCAUAGCUGUCUGUCUGUAAAAAUGGAGAAUGCAGGGUAGCACCCAGAGAGUCCCUAAUGAGGCAACAUAGGGCUUCUAGGUCCCCUUGAACCCAAGCUGCCUCUCCUAAGGGACACUUCUUGGGUCAGAUGUGUGGCACCUGCCAUCUGUAGGCUUCCCAGGGGAUGGUUCUCUCCCAUGGACUGCAGGUGCUAAUUGCCCCUGAGAUUCUUGCUGCAGCGAAGGUUCCUGUCCCGAAAUGUUGCAGAAACAGAGGUGAAGGAAGAAUGAAGCAUGAGUAUAUCUGCCAGCAGCAGCAGAGGCCUUGACUCUGUGGCUCCCUGAUAUCACCAUCUUAGCAGUUCAGGCAGCAGCGUGGGCUUUUCACCCAGCAAGGGCUGCUGACAAGUUAGGAUUGCUACAAUUUUGAAAAGUUGAGUUGUUCUGCUUCCAUCUGAGCAACUCUAUUCAAAACUAGUUUCCAAGAGUUCCAGAGGGCAGGGCUGGGAAUGUGACUUACCAUUGUUCAUCUGGCAUGCAUGAUGGAACCAUGGUUCAGUCCCCACUUCAAGUUAAACUGGCUGUGAGGGCACCUACCUGUGAUCAAGCAUUCCUGUUAAUGCUGAAGGGUCAGAAGUUCAAGGUCAUGUCCCUGUUUAAAGAAACAAAAUAUCCCUUAGGAGUUCAGGACAGAGUUGGCAAAUACCCCACAUCUCGCCAGUGGCCCCAUGUUUUAGAAUAAAUGCAUGUGUGUUCCCGAGGGCUCCUUCUGGAGGGGAACUGUGUCAUUGUCUCCACUUUGGAAGAAUGUGGCUAAAAGACCUGUGCUGCUCGCUAUCUCUCUGGUCUUUGUCUACAUCUGGAGGUAGUUUUCACAUAUUCGCUUAAAACCUAUAAAUAAAUAUUUAGGAAGAACUGUAAACUCUCCCCCUUGUCCUGAUGAUCCUGCCAAAGUUUGCUUGUUUAUUUUGCAGUAAUAUUAUUUAGCUCCAGAUUUGGGUAACAGUGAGUUAUUUUCAACUGUGUGUCCAUGUUGAAGUUCUGAAAGAAAAAAUGAUGCAAAGCACCAUGGAGUCAGGCUUGGGUGGGGUGGCAGAUGGCCUGAAGGGCACUGUGACUGGGCCAUUGGAAGUACAACUGCCUGCAGCUCUGGCCUCGAUGGACACACACACAUGAAGCGUGUACAUGUCUGUCACGUGCACGUAGAUACAGAAGCUGUGGAAUGGGUGGUAAGUGCUGUCCAUAAGGUGGCCCCGUACACUAUUCACUUCCCGCCUCCAUAUUUAUAUAUUAACUUGCAUUAAUCCUGAGGUCUAUUGAUUAUAAGAUAACCUUUAUUUUCUACUUCUCUAAGCAAAAAAAAAAAUCUGUAGCCCUGUCCUUAUGAUUUACCAAUGCAAGUUAAGUGCAUCCCAGCUGCAGCUGUAUUCUCAGUGUGAGCAAAGUGUUAGGCUCUCCUGGGGAGAUCUUGAGCAGAUGUCUCCCCCCUCCCCAGGUGCUAGUGUCACCUCACUGUUACUUUGCAUCCUUUUGAGCCCUUUACAUGACACACACAUCCCACACUCAGCGUGGACCCUCAUAGCGACCCCAGUGCCAUUUUAAAGGUCCCAUAGUAGCCGGGCAUGGUGAUACACGCCUUUAGUCCCAGCGCUGGAGAGGCAGAGGCAGGCUGAGCUCUGGGUUUGAGGCCAACCUGGUCUACAAAUCAAGCUCUAGAAUAGCUAAGUCUUUACACAGUGAAACCCUGUCUCAAAAGGCAAACAAGAAAACCCACCCUUAGCAUGGAAAGUACUCCUUGAUGAGCAAAUGCCUCUGUAGAACACAAGUCCCCAGCUGCUCUGUCAUACUAGGGGGACAAGGACUUAGAAACUAGGCCUGUUCUGCAGUGCCUUCCUCAGGGAAGCGAUCACUUCCCAAACACCCAUCCGGGUGAGGACGUGAGGGUUCCUCCCUCACAAAGGGCCUGCAUCUGGUUGCAUUAAUCUCAAAGAAUGAACAAGUGUUUUGGGAAAGUACUAUGGGAGCUAGGACUAGAGCCUGGUAGAAUGUUUGCCUAAAAUUCAUAAAGCUGUGGAUUUGACCCCCAGUACCAUAUAAACUGGCAGCUAUGGUGUAGACCCGUAAUCCCAGCAGUUGGCAUGUGGAGGCCAAAUGAUCAAGUUCAUCCUUGGUUUCAUAGGGAAUCCAGGGCCAGCCUCACAAUUUGAAACGCUGUCUUAACAAGUCCUGAAGCCAGCCUGGACUAUGUAGUUUGAUCACCUCAGAAAAAAGUCUUAUGUGACAGGAACUGAAUGUUUGAAAACGGGAAGUGGGAUUGCUCAGGGACAGGGCAGGAACGACAAUCUAGUCCCGUGCGAAGGUGCUGGAGUUUGACUAGUCUGAAGUUUGAAGCCUGAAGAUGUUGGGUUUGGGAGAGCUGUGGAGAGAACAGGUCCCAUGUCUGAAGCUGUGGAGCUGGUAACGAAAGAAAAGCCUUUCCCUCUCUGCUUGAUCUACCCAGAAACGAGGCAGUCCUGCACACACAAAGGCCAAUCCAGGCUUUCCUCACCAUGAUGGACCAUAUGUUCUUAUACUGUGACCUAAGAUAAAUCCUUCCAUUAGAUUGCUUCUGUAGAUGUUCUGCCAGAAUACCACAAAAAUAAUUACUGUAUUCCCCUUCUGCUCUUUUGUUACUUAGAUAUGCUGAGUCCAUGUCUUGCAUUGCAGUAGCCCAGGCUGGCCUGAAGCUCCUGAGGUUUACAGUGUGAGGAACCCUGCUUGACUUCACUAUUUACAUUGGCCCUUUCUCUUUCCCUUCUUUGGCCUCCUUUCUUCAUAGCCCUUUGUCUGGCCUACAGCCAUUUAAUUAUCUUCCUCCAGGAGGACUGGGACCUUUUGUUCCUGAACAAAACCGCCUGACCUGCCUUAGAUAAUUACCAAAUCUAUUCACUAAGGAGUGGACAGAUAAGUGUUGUAAAGGCACUGGGUGUGGUGGCACACACCUUUAGUCCCAGCUCUCCAGAGGCGGAGGCAGGCAGAUCUCUGUGAGUUCGAGGCCAGCCUGCUCUACCUAUUGAGUUCCAGGCCAGCUAGAGUUACAAAAUAAUAAUACCUUGCCUCAAAAGCUAUGAAAACUGGCAAAGCUGAGGCGGACACUUGGGGUGAAGAUAGCAGAAACAUAUGUUUCAGAAGAAAGCUGUACUAUACCUUUUAUUCCGUUAUAGCUCUUCAUUCUCGACUUAUUUUAACACAUCUAGUUUCUUCUAUUUGCUUACAAGUCUCACCCCUGUCAUCAUCUGGUUGGUGCAGGUUGACUUUAGGCUUGAGUUUAUAAUUGGAAACCAUUAUACAAACCAGGAUUGCCGAUAUGCUGCUACAAUGUCCCUGUACUAUUCCUUUUAAGAUGGGUACCUGUUAUCUGUCAAAUUUCUAUAGAAAUAAAAUUAUCUGAAUCAUGUUAGCCCAGUGCUUUGAAGUCGGCACCUAUGGAGCAGUGAAACUGAAAUAAUAAGUUUUAGGCAGUCAUAG